This is a messenger RNA of Entamoeba dispar SAW760, 1854 nucleotides long. RefSeq lists its product as uncharacterized. Bases 1 to 1854 code for a protein of 617 amino acids. The record is from RefSeq and is a predicted model, not a curated record. NCBI's taxonomy places the organism in Eukaryota, Evosea, Mastigamoebida, Endamoebidae. The transcript has 2 exons. Gene Ontology annotation, molecular function: guanyl-nucleotide exchange factor activity.
AUGCAAAGUUCUUUUAUUUCAGAUUAUUCUACUAAACAAACAUAUGAUGAUUAUAUGAAAGUAAUUAAACAAUUACUUUCUAGUAAUGCAAAAGAUAUAUAUGAACAUUGGGGAAUUAUAUGGGCAUCAUUAAGAAUGUUAUUAGAAAUGACACCAGGGACAUUAGGGAAUAGUAAAAUUAAAAUAAGUAAUAAUAAUGACGAUAUUAUUAAAAGUAAAUAUUUAAAACAAAUUCAUAUCAUUGAUUUAUCAGAACAAUCACAAAUUAAUUUUCAAUUUUCUUUAAAUAAAGAAACAAUAUUUCAUUAUAAAGAUUUUAUGAAAAUAUCUCAAAACCAAAGUUUUACUAUUAAUCGAUUUAAUGUCUUUUCUAAAGCUCUUAAAAGUGAAAUUGGACAACUAAUACAAACCCAUUCUCCUAUUACUUAUACUUUCAUUCUUAAUUAUGAAAAAAACUCUGCAACAGUUCUUCAUUUAAUUUAUCUUCCAAUUCUACGUAUUUCAAAUCAAUCACCUUCACCUUUCUAUUUAGUUUGUAUUACUAUUCAAUUACCUAUUCCUCAUAGAGAAGUAAUUGAAGAAUCAGUUACUUUACAUACUUCAGAAACACCUCAAUAUCAUAGUAAUUCGUUUAAUAAUUUAUCUUUAUCAACAGACCAUGAAACAAUUCUAUCUGACAUCUCAGGUUCUUCUCCAAUAGAAACACAAAUCAUUGAUGAAGAAAAAAAAAUUAAAACACAAGAAGAAUUAGAUAAUGAAAAUAGAAAAAAAAUAUAUGAAAAACAACAAUUCUGUUUACAAACAAUGCAAAAAUUUGAAAGCGUUAAAGGGUUAUCAAUUUAUAAACAAUUAUUAGAAUUAUUAACUGAUUCAAUUAAUAUGAUGAUAUUUAAUGCCACACUAAUCAUUUUUAGAAAUAUUUCAAUUCAAAAUUAUAGACCAGAAAAUGCUAAAAAAUUAUCAAUAGAUUAUAUUAAUGAUAUGAUUAGAAAUAUUUCUGAAAGUUUUGAUGUUGCAGUAAAUUGUAUUUAUAAUCCAGUUGAACCUAUUUAUGAUCCUGAUCAACAAAUCACAAAUAUCACAAAAAAAUCUCUCUUUAGUAAAGAAAAGAAAAACGAAUAUCCUUUUUCUUCUCAGUUUAUUUCAAUGGUUUUAACUGCUCAUUUAGAAACUUAUUUUACUAUUGUUUUAGCUCAAUCAGAUAAAACAAAAAAUUUCUUUCAUUCAUUAUUUUAUUCAUUAAAUCCACCUCAAUUUACAACAACUUCAAAUAAUCCAUUCACCUGUUUCCCUUUCUUUGUACCAAGAAGAAAUUGGUUUGUUAAAGCCAUCUUUUUAACUGAAUUAGAACAACGUUCUCUUUAUGACAUUCCAUUACCUUACUGUGUUAUUAAUUGUCAAACUAUGCAAGUCGCAAUAUCAAAAAGUUCUUCAAUGUAUGAACAUUUUUGUUAUCGAGCAACAGCACAAGUAUCAAUUGCGGCUAAAGCACUUCAAUGUCAAUUUCCAAUUUCUGCAAUUCCUCCUGAUAGAAGUUUAAGAUUAUUACAAAGAAGUCCAACAACUGAAAAUAUUUCAACAAGACUUUUAUAUUAUUAUUAUUCAAAUCAACUCUCUCUUAGUUAUAUCGAAAUAUGUAAAUUCCUUGAAUAUUAUCAACAAAAAGCUCGAAUUGUUCUUUCAAUUAUCAAAACUGAAGGAAUAAAUAUGACAGUUCUUACUGAAUUAGAAGAACUAUUUCAAUGUAAUUCAGCUGAUGAAAUGAUGUUAAUUUUAAGUUUCUUAAAAAGUGAUUAUCCGAUUACAGCACAGUUUUAUGCAUUAAUAGAGAAGAAAGUAAGAAUUGAUUAUUAA